GUAAGCGUUUAACGUUUCGAGCUAGACCCAACAUUUCCAAGGCUCCAAGGAUCAAAAUCGCAACUCAGCCCCCACCUACUUACAUAGACCGUACAUGACAAUCUUUACAUAGCAGCUGCUAACCCUCUUACGCAUCUUUUCUUCCUUGACAUCCUCACAAACUGGGCGCAGCAGCUGGACUCAUAAGUUGUCUUAGUAUGUGGAGGAUCAAUUGAUGGCAUUUCCUUCUUCUUAUUAGCAUUCUGAGCCUCUCCUUCUAUUCUAACAGCCCACCUUCAUUCAAACUUCCCACGGUCUUUUCGGAAUACCUGUGCGCCAUAUCCGGUCAUAUCGCUCUUUCAAAUAAACCGUCUCUAUGAUCUCGCUGUAAACCUAGAAACAUAUCUCCACCGCCAUCCUUUUUCGCCGACGUGCUAUGCGCAUCGGUAACAUACUAUCCUCUCGAUGUACAAUUUCCGUCGCUGGACCAUCGUCGCCGUCGUCGUCGGUGUCGUCGUCUUCCUUGCCACAUUCUUACCUCAAGCCCUCAACCCCGUCCCGCCCAGCAAGGAAAAGCGGGAAGCCGACCAGGCAUGGAUUAAUACUUCGCCGCAUUGGUUAGAUCGUCAAGCUUGCCGUUGGUUCAGUCUUUGCGGCCUAUUGCACGUUAGGAGAGAUCCUCCGGAGAAGCCGAAACAUGAGGACGAUGGCCACGAACUGAGGCUUGAACUGAGACAGGUCUUGGACGAGGAAUUAUCGGUCAUAUCCAAAGGAGGGCAUAAAGAUAACAAACUGAGGGGCAUUCCGGACUACGUAUUGAACUAUGCUCCGCUGGUUCACCUCUACUCCAAGGAGUUCUUCUGGCCCUCCGAUAUUGCCGACCAUAUGAAACAUGUAAUGCCGGAUCUCGGUGAAGACAAAUGGCAGCAAUUUAACAACGAGUCGCAACCUAUAGGACUAUCGAAUUUAAACGAACUAAGCUCUAAGUUAGGUUUUGUACAUCUCAACAGCAAGGACGAUGUUGAAUCUCGCCCCGAAUGGCUUCAUAGCAAGAACAACAUACCCGCCGCUUUUAGUGACGAGGAUGACGAGGUCGAAGGGCCAGACGAUUCGGAGCCCGACAGGCGGUCUGGUGAAGAUACGACGUGGUAUGAGGUGGACCGGGAUCAUCCCUUACAUCGAAUCUCGGACCCCCGCAAGCUGCCCGGUGGCAUGCCGAAACCGAUAGGCUUCGCAAAACGCUCCCGAGACCUUAAAUCUCGUCAGCAAGAGCAACAGAGACUCUUGUCUCAAGAAGCGCAAGACAAAUUAAACAGACUAAAUAAACCCGAUGAGUCCGGAUACUCGCGUGCGCCAGCCACCCUUGUUCUGGUAGACAAGGGAUCUGGCAUUAUCGAUGCCUUCUGGUUUUUCUUCUACGCCUAUAACCUCGGACAGACGGUCCUGGGCACUCGCUACGGAAAUCAUGUUGGCGAUUGGGAGCAUUGCAUGAUUCGAUUCGAGUCGGGUGUUCCUCGCGCCGUCUUCUUCAGCGAGCACGAAGGCGGUCAGGCGUAUGCUUGGCAUGCCGUAGAGAAGCGUGGGAACGAAACACAAAUACAAAGACCAGUUAUUUACAGCGCCGUGGGAUCGCACGCGAUGUACGCAACGCCUGGAAACCACCCAUACGUGCUGCCUUUCGGGAUGCUCAAAGACGUUACGGACCGAGGUCCUCUCUGGGAUCCUUCGAAGAAUCUGAGGGGCUAUUGGUACGAUUAUGCCGCGACUAAAGACGACGAAGGCCUGGAGCCUGCUAAAGAGAACCCGGACGAACCCACGAGCUGGUUUCACUACAAGGGGACCUGGGGAGACAAGCUGUACGGCCUAGACGACGUGCGGCAAUGGCGAUUAUUCGGCCAGUACCACUACGUGACGGGACCGCAAGGGCCCAAGUUCAAGAACCUCGGCAGGGAAAAGGUCUGCCAGACGUGGAGGUGCCGGAUCAUACACAGCAUAGCAGAGGGCAAGAAAGGGAGCUGGCAUUCAUAAAGGAAUAAAGACAUGGGAGGGCACGGCAUUACCGAUAUAUAUAUACCAAUACCAUAGAACGGCGGCGUUUAGGACUUUGUUCCAACGGGAUUUUAGAUACCUCAGCGGUAGUUGGGCUUGCUUUCGACCGUUAUGUUUUUUUAUAUAUGUAUGAAAUCUAUGCCGUAUGAAAAAUUGAAUAUCGAAAUAUUUAUCUAUCUAGGUUACAUCUUGCGGAGUACUCCGAUUCGUAGAAUUAGUGAUUUGGU
Annulohypoxylon truncatum is the source of this 2255-nucleotide messenger RNA. Its product is annotated as vacuolar protein sorting-associated protein. The transcript has a single exon. Bases 445 to 2007 code for a protein of 520 amino acids. The record is from RefSeq and is a predicted model, not a curated record. Lineage: Eukaryota; Fungi; Ascomycota; Sordariomycetes; Xylariales; Hypoxylaceae.